UUUACUGAUACGUACGUUUUCGUGGACUCUGAUUAUUUAUUUUGUUUUCCUGUCUUUUGUAAAAAUAAAUAUAAAUUCAAUUAGUAGCGACGUUCGCAUUUACGUAGAUAGCUGCAAGUACUGUUCUGGAUUGAUCCUGCACUAGUGCCAUAGUGCUAUUAGUUUUAAUCAACCAUUGUUGUUUGAUAUUCUUUGUUAUUUGAGAUAUCCGAUUAUUGUGAUUCAUCUGCGCAUCACAAUGCCUAUUUUAUUUAGUGUGGUGGCCCGAGGCACAGUGGUUUUGGCCAAAUUUGCCUCGUGUGCAGGGAAUUUCACGGAAGUCACGGAACAAAUAUUGUCGAAAAUUCCGCCCCACGAUGAUAAAUUAACGUACUCUCAUGGGAAUUAUUUAUUUCAUUAUAUUGCUGAAAACAAACUGGUGUACUUCUGCAUCACUGAUGAUAAAUUCCAACGUUCGAGAGCAUUCCUCUUCCUCAAUGAGAUCAAACGAAGGUUCACUGCAGCUUUUGCUGAAACGGCCCAGACUGCUAUCCCUUAUGCUAUGAACGGCGAAUUUGCAAGAGUCCUGGCCGCUGAAAUGAAACACUACACAGAGUCUGGGGAUCUCAACACUAUAUCUACGAUAUAUGGAGAAUUGGAUGAACUGAAAAACAUCAUGGUUAAAAAUAUAGACAAUAUGGCGACUCGGGGCGAAAAGUUAGAGCUGCUUAUCAACAAAGCUGAUAACUUGGCCACAAAUUCUGUUUCGUUCAACGGCACCGCGCGGACGUUACAGCGCAACCUCUUCUGGAAGAACAUCAAAAUGUACGUGAUCAUGGCGCUCGUGGCCGCCCUGGCCGUCUACUUCAUCGGCGCCAUGGCGUGCGGCGGCCUGGCGUGGAAAUCAUGCGUCGGUUAGACUUUACUUUAUGAGAAUAAUAAAAUAAGGCGUAUAGAAAGAUCCAGGCGUCAUAUUAAACUGCAUUGUGGAACCAAAAUCAACGUUCGAGUCGUAAAUCGUUAAGCCGGCCGUCUUACUCGCACCCGCUGUCUCUAAUGAGGUGUGUCAGCUUUCUCAUUUUUUUCGCUAUAUGGGAAUAAUAAAAUAAGGCGUAUAGAGGCAACGAUCCAGGUGUCAUAUAAAACUGCAUUGUGGAACCAAAAUAAACGUUCUUGCAGAGUCGUAUAUCAUUAAGCCGGCCGUCUCACUCGCACUCGCUGUUUCUAAUGUUGUGUGUCGCAGCUUUCUCAUUUUUAUUUUCACUAAAACCAACGCACCAAUGGUUUUGACCUCACAAUAAAAAGAACGGUACCAAUUGACGUCAUAGGAUCAUUCAUAUAAACUUCAUACUGAAAAAUCGAUUUGACAUUUCGAAUAAAGUAGCUAACUAAUUUAUGUCGCCAGUCCAAUUCCCUGUUGAUAGAUGACGAAGGCUUUAUUCCGUGAUAAUAUACCUAACUAUAGUUUGUCAAAGGGCUGUCUCAUUUCAAUCAUAGACAGAGAGAAUCAUACUACAUAUCUUUGUCUUACACUAGUACUAGAACCCAAAAGAAAAGUAUAGUUUUCCUGGUUCUUACUGACUGACAAAUUGGUUUGAAAAAAAAAAGAAUAGAAACUGCAUCGUACUAGUCUUUCAAACGGAUAAUUAUUCGCAUGAAACGCGAUGGUAAUUUAACUAAUUUAUCAGAUUACUAGUAAUUUCAGGACACAUUUACCGGUUCGCAUUUCCUAUUCGUUUAAUGGCUUGCAAUGAAAUUAUUACCUCGGUUAUCAUGUUUUUAACAUUCUUUUUUAACCUUGGGUUACACUACACAUUAGAGUACCUAACCUAAGGUUAUAUUUAAAUGCAAUUGGUAGUUUGCAGUUCUAUUUGUCACACAGGUUUUAUUAUGUAUGUAUUUAGCGUUUCGUCGAAGUUUUUAGCCUAAACAUGCAUGUCGAUAAGGGUAUUUAAUUCGAACCAUCAUAGAAAGUAUCGCCGCACACUAGUUACGAAUUAUUUAAAAAAAUACGAUUCUCUUCCCAGGGUCACUCAGUUACAGACACUUAAAACAUCGUUAUUGAGUAAAAUUAAACCUUCUUUGUUAGGUUUAUUGGGAUUAAAUUUUGUUCGCAAAAAUAUAAUCAUAUUUAGGUACUUUAUUCUAAUUAAAUAAAUAUCCACAUUAGAGCAUUCCUGUAUUACUGCAACUACAAAAAACUUGAACGAGUAAUUUUAAUUCCAAAAGUUAUUUUUCUAUAUUUACAUAAAAUUAUUUCACGCUUUUAAAUGAGCAAAAACUUAUAAAAAUAAAUCCAUAAUAGGGUACAUCGCCAAUUAUUAGCCAGUUUUCAAUUACUGGCCACCUAUACUAAAAUGAAUUCUGUGUAUAGGUGAAUAGAACUCAUUUUUGUAAGAGGCGGCCAGUUAUUGAACGAGUGGGUUGUGGAUAAAUUUCAGUUACUGGCCAUUUUCCUUAUACUGAAAAUGAGUUUUAUUUAUCUGUAAAUAGAAUUCAUUUUUGGAAUAGGUGGCCAGUAAUUGAAAACUGGCUAAUAAUUGGAUUUUCGUACCUUAUAUACUAAAAUGAACUUUGUUCACCUAUAAAUAGAAAUCAAAUUAAGUGGCCAGUAAUUGGGGGGUGGCUAGUAAUUGGCGAUGUACCCUAUAUGACGUCUUAAAAUCAUUUAGAAGUUUCAUAAAAAAAGGUUUCCCUGUGAAAAAGGUUUAUGACCCCUGGAUAAACACUAGUAGGAAACAUCGGACCUAUACGCUAAUAUUAUUUAUUAUUCUAUUGGUUAAUGUAAUGCUUAUUAAAAUGACCAACUUGAUUUAGAAAUGAAUUUUGGCCUGUCUUUGUUCACAUUAAAAAACAAAAGUAAGUGUGGUAUUCCAUCUGUCAAAUAUCUUGGUGUGUCAUUGCGUCUCACUCACUCAUUAAGCAACAUGUGAGACAAAAUACACUUUGGACAAAGAAAUUGGACAGGUGGAAUACCACCCUAAGUAACUACUUGAUCUAGCUGUUUUCAAAAACGUAUUAACAUCAGUAAAGGUGCGUCAUAUCAUAUUUAUUUAAACUGCGAAUAAUGCACCAAACAACUAUAUAGACAAUUAGAACUUGGUACCCAAGACAAUUUUGUGAAGUAAAAAGCGAACUCAUUCCUUCACGAACUCGUAAAAACUAAAAAUGUAUAAAGAUUUCACAAGAUUAUAUCGAGUGUUCUGUAAAGAUAAUCUAAAAAAUAAAACUAACUAGAUGAUAGUAACAACAAUCUUAACUAAUAAUUAAUGUGAUGCGUAUAUUGCGUAUUGAUAAACUAGACAGAUUUUUUUAAUUUAUUUUUUUACAUAAAACCAAAUAUUGCACUGUCAAAUCGACUCGCACUGAAGUAAUAAACGUGCAAGAAAGUUACGCGUAAUUUAAAUAUUAUUUUCACUAGAUCAUUUGCUCCGUAAUGUAUAAUAUUUAGUUUAGGCCAAUGUGUGAUUUUAAUGUUAUUGUAUUAAAAAUUAUGUAAAAAUUGAUUACUCACUGAAUUCAACUAAAAUUACACGAGUGACUCAUUGCAUUGAAUAUUUUAGUAUGUGAUUGUGUUUGAAAAGGCGUUUAAUUAGUAAUUUAGAUUUUUUGCUAAAAUGCUUAUAAUGUUUGGAAACUGUCACAUUGAAGAUGUAAAAAUCUCUCAAAUUUUGAAUCAACUUAAGUAUUCGCCUAAAAUUAUUCCGGCACAAUGCUGGUUGACCCUUUAUAAGGCAUAACGAAUUAUGCAAAAUUGGACCGUAUCGCUUUGAAAUAAAGUUUAAAAUCAGGAGGGAAAUAUAUUCCCUCUGUCUUAACUUAAAAUUAAACACGGUUCCAAUGUAAUAAUGUAUGUAAGUCGGAAUUUGUUCGCUAGCGAUGAAAAGACAUGACAACAUAACGUGUUCUCAUUAUAGUGCGACAUAAAAUAGUAGAAAUUAAACAAAAUGGAACUAAAAAAUAUCCAUACUUAAUUAUUUUAUUGCCAUGUUACGUCAAAAAUGUUACAGUUACGUAGGAAGUGGCGCCCUCAAUAAUUUUCUACAAUUGAUUGUCGGACUAUAGUCGUACUUUGAAAGGGUUAUUAUAGGUAUAUAAAACAUAGAUCCAAAGCUACUCCAACAGAAUAUAACUAAUAUAUGCACCUUAUUAUAUUUGUUUUAUAGAGGUUUCCCGAGGUUGACCGAUGUUGAAACGGAUAAAAAAGCUGAGUGAGAGGUCCUAUCGUCGGCGCAGGUAACUGCCCAUUUGUGAACCUUGUUCCACCGUGAUAAGGCUCACGAAUGGUGGAUGACUAGCCAAGUCUGUUGGUGUUCUAUUACCGAUAUCCUUUUAUUACAAAUACCAUGGUUUCGUUCAAAUGCCCGCUUUUCAUAUGGUACGUUGGCGAUAGGGCCUAACUUAGGGAUAGGGGUAGCCACUACAGCAAGGUGUAUGUAGUGUGUAGUGUUAAAGUUUGAUGGUGGAUGGUGCCCACCAUGUGCAGCUUUUUAGCGAUUCUGUAACUUGUCAUGAUGAUUUGGCAUCAAUCAUUGAAUAAUACACCACAUAUUUGAUAGACAUCCGUUAUUAAUAGCAGCCAAACGCAGCCUUUCAAUAUCGGUUAACCCUUACGAUAAAAAUAACCUUCGUAAAGCUGUUAAAAGCAUCCCUGAAAUUAAAGCCAAAUUAAUUUCGCUUAUAAAAUAGUCAUAAACCGUCUUAGAUAAAAAAUAAAUAGCAUAUCGGUACAUAAAAUAAGAUAUAAAUCAACUACUUAGUCCUUUGACCGCUAAGACGGUCACAGACGCACAUGGUUAAAAUGUCCUAUUAACUCUCAUUAAAUGCAAUAUUUUUUACGAUGGCGCGUUAUAUUUAAGGCAUGGCGUUCAAAGGAUUAAGGGCCAGUUGCACCAACUACAUUUGACGGACUGAUCAACGUCAGCCGGCGCGCCCCGGCGCUUUACUAUGAAACUUUCCAUACAUACAAAUUUAGCGAACUCUUUAACGAUACGAACAGUUUGGUGCAACCGACCCUAAGUAGUAAGUGAAUGAAAAAUAAAAAUGUAACACUUAAACAGACUUAUACUAAACUACUAUGGAAGCACUACAGAUAAUCGGCUGAGUUAAGUAGUAGGCCUAUCAUAAAUUCAAAUUAUUAUAAUGUACCUAUGGAUUAGUGUUGUGAGACUUAUAUCGACCGGGAUAUGGACCGUGAUUACCUUUUGUAUUGUUUUCGAGCUCCCGAUAUUUCGACACAGUUACAUGCAUCUUGUUCACGGGUAACUGAAGAUAUCGGGUCGAUGUAAGUCUAGUGAAACUAACCGUGAAUCAUUCAAAACUGUUAAUGCUGUGAGCUUGUGAAUAAUUUGGCGCUGUUUAAUUUUUUAUAUCAGAUCAAUUUUAUUCCAAAUUGUAUAAUUAUGUUUGAAUAGACUAUAAAGUAUUGUGAUAUCAAGUAUAUGUUAUAAGUAAAGAUGACUUGUUUAAAUUGUAAAAAUAUGUUAUAAACUUGUAUAGGUUA
Messenger RNA from Cydia fagiglandana, 5482 nucleotides. RefSeq names its product vesicle-associated membrane protein 7 (gene Vamp7). Gene Ontology annotation, molecular function: SNAP receptor activity; SNARE binding. The record is from RefSeq and is a predicted model, not a curated record. Bases 239 to 898 code for a protein of 219 amino acids. Gene Ontology annotation, cellular component: membrane; SNARE complex. Gene Ontology annotation, biological process: vesicle fusion; exocytosis. Lineage: Eukaryota; Metazoa; Arthropoda; Insecta; Lepidoptera; Tortricidae. The transcript has 4 exons.